Caenorhabditis sp. 36 PRJEB53466 is the source of this 2393-nucleotide messenger RNA. Lineage: Eukaryota; Metazoa; Nematoda; Chromadorea; Rhabditida; Rhabditidae. The record is from the annotation of a GenBank genome assembly.
AUGAUGGCCGCCGGCUCCAUUUCCAGAAUCACUGCCAUUCUGGAACUGUUAAAAUUUGGUAAAUUUGCAAAAGUAGGACCAGCGGCCAAUAUGUUCAGACUGGUAGGUUGCGGCGGAUGACUUCGGCCAAACUCGCUUUUCACUUUCAGCAAUGGAGCCGAGAAUUGGAGCAUAUCGCGUGGACACAAAGUAAAACACAAUAUUUCAACUUUGAAAGCAAAGAGGGAUACGCAAUGUUCAUGUGGCAGGGGAGUAUCAUGCAAAUGCUGCAGAAAAUUCUCAAAGCAAUUCCACUCUCCAUCUUCUUUGGUGACCAAGCGGACAAAAUGAUCAAAGAAAUAAUUGGAACGAUCAUGCGAGUUGUAAGCUCUUGUGCAAUGUCUGUUCCCCACAAAUUCUGAUUUUCAGAUUGAGAUGAUUAUCACUCUUGUCUGGAUAGCUCAUGAUUAUCCGAAAAAGUUUCCGAUUCCAGCCGGGCAAGACAUUGGUUGUGCCAACGUGAGUGAAACCUAUCGAUCUUGCUUCCCGAACAAGGAAUACUUUCAGGCUUUCUUUGCGGAGCGCACUGAAAUCGGCUGCUACGACCACUUGCUGCAUUCAGUGUGUGUUCUCAAAAAGACGGCGGCCGACCGCGAUGAGCUGUUCAAGAUCGGCGUCGCUUGUUCCGAAUGUCCGGAGGAGUCGAGAUGCGAGAUAACGAGACGCGACGACGGAUGGUACGAGGAGGGCGAUUUGUGUAUUCCGUGGCAGAACGAGAAGCCGGAGCCGGUGAGAGCAUCACAGGCUGCGGACGAGGAAGACGUCACUCUGAUGGCGUUGGUGGACGACGCGAGCGACGGAUCCUUCUCGCUGCCUGCUGUAUUGCUCUUGUUCCUUGGCUCUAGAAUUGUGUGCUUACAAUAAAAACUUGAAUUGUGAAUGCUUCCCCGGUCUUUUUGGCGGUACGUGAACCGUCUCCACUUACCUUUAAAAGUCGUUCUCUUAUCAAUUGGUAAUCGACUGAUAUUAAUUUAGUUUGGGAAUAUGUUGAUCAUCAAAAUCGCCUUUUUCCUUGCACUCUGUGUGAAUCAAGGUAACUAGCCCUUACUUUUCAUCAGCAGAGCAACAUCACAGGUCUGACGGCUCCGACCAAUUCGUCCAAUCAAACGGCGCCGAUUCAACCCGACUACGUGAACUACAUCAACGAGUUUCGGGCUCAUGUGGCCGCUGGAAAUCUCACCGAAGACAUUGCCAAAUACGUCACCAUGUACUUGAACAGGUUGAAAACUGCAAACUUGACCCAAUUUGCACCGAACUUCAAUGCCACGUCUCAGAUGCAACUUCUCAGGGAAAGUCAGGAAAGACGAAUAAGUGAGGCAACAGGUACAUUUUGAAAAAAGACAGUUUUGUGAUUUGCAGAUAUGACUGUCGGACCGGUGGCUAACAUGAAAAAGCUGGUAGACAUUCAACAUUGCCACUUGACAAAACUGUGAUAUUUCAGGCGUACAGUAAACUUCUUGAGGAUUUGGUCAAGGAAGAAGGAUGUCGGGAUUUCAUCGGUGGCGAAAACAGAACCUACGUUUUCCAAUCGAAUGUGACCGAUGACAAGAACAAUACGCGAUUGGAGAACAGCACGACAAGCCAUCGAAUUGUCGCGCUUCCUUUGAACUGGACAAACGUCGAGAACAAUCCAAAUCCGACGUUGAUUGAUGUUGUAAGUUUGCUCUAAAAGUUAUCUGCCCAAUUCUUGUACAGCUCAGACAAUAUUUCUAUCGUAGCGGAUCCAAGCUGGAAAUGGUUGAACCGCCAGAAGCUGGAACGGUUGAAAAUGGAACUGAUGUGAGUGGAACGUCGGUUCUCUUCGAUUUUGAGUCCUUCUUCCUCAGCUGACUAAUACAAAUCAUACCAACUACAUCCUCGGAGAGUUCUUCUGGGCGGAUCGGGACGAGAUUGGAUGUGCUGUGGCCAAGGACUGCCGAAAUGUUCUGACCGAGAAGAGAAGUUACAGGUUUUUACGGAAUUACUUUACAAAAUGCGUACUAUUUCUUCAGCUCGCCAGAUGGGGAACCAAUCGAACAGACGGAUCUGUUUGUUUGCCGUUUGUCGCCAGGGUGAGUGAGACCGUUGAUGAACAAAAUGCAAAAAUCAUUUUUAGAGGAUUGCUGGCUGGUGAACCGUUCAUCAAGGGACAGUCUGGAUCGAAAUGCCCCACCAACUAUGUUGCCGAGAACAAUGUCACCAACUUAUGUAUCAUCAAUCCCGUACUAGACGAGAAGCAGACGAAGUACAUACUCGAUGCAAACCGCUUCAACUACCCACAAGUGGAUCUUUUGCAACCGGUCGAGCCGGACGCAUCGCGAAGGAUUAUGAAUGUGUUGCUCACUGCGUUUCUGUGUUUAUUGAUAAUGUCAUAG